UUCUCUUUAUAUACGUUUCGUGCGUUGAUAAAUUUUUUCCAACUUGUCGUCGGCACCGUUUUUUAUUAUUAUUUUUUCAAUAAAAAUUUCAUAAGAAAAUUUAUUGCAAAACAAAUAUUGCAUUUAAACAAUUUGUUUGGUGUAAUAACGUGUAUUAAAAUAAUUGUGCUUAAAUAUACAAAUGAAAAAAAUCUACACACACUUUCUCAAGCUGUGAAAAAUUAUAGGAAAAAACACAAGAAAAAGUUACAAGCAAGAAGAAAAAGGCUGGCAAAAAAAGGCAAUCAAAUUAGUAAGAACAAAACAAACGCCAGAAAAAAGUGAAAAGUCUUUUAGCGAGCGGGCCAAAUUAUCACUACACAUACAUCCGUACAUUCUUCAUUCAGUAAUAACAAGGAAAAAUAACAAUUUGUUGCAAAAAAUAAAAAAAACAAUAAACUAACAUACAACAGCAUAGAAAAUUGUGUCCUACAAAGUAAAGCUGGCUUGCUAAAUACAUAAUCUCUGUGCUGCGGAAAACUUCCGGGUUAAAUUGUUGAAGAAAAACCCAAUAAAAAGUUAAAAACAGAUUGGAAAAAGAGAAAUAUAAACAACAUAAAAAGCAAUUAACUGUGUGUGGUUUUUUAUAUAAAUCAGGUUUGAGCAACACAACUUCUCACCAAUCAUCGCCAGCAAACCAAGCAACAUCAUCACCAUCAACAAUAUCAUUGUCGUCAACGAUAUCCAUUGCUCACUACUGCUGUUGUUGUUGAAUUUGUCGUCGUUGUAGUUGCUGUUACUCCCCCCAAAGAUUGGCAGGCAACAAUUAAAAAUGGCCGCAGUUAAUGAUUGCUUCAGUAUUGGAUCCACAGUGAUGUGCACGACCUGCUUCAAUGAGGAAUUUGAAGGAGAAGUGCUAGCAUUUGAUCACAACACAAAAAUGCUGAUUUUAAAAUGUCGUUCAAAGAAUGCUGAAAAUUUAAAUGACGUUCAUGUAUUGAAUCUGUCUCUAUGCAGCAAUGUACAAGUGGUCAAGGAGUGUAACGGUAACUAUGUUGAUGAUCCCCAGAAAUUGAAUUUGGAACAAUUGAAAUUACGACUACGCAAAACAGUACAACAUCGACAAACGUAUCUCAAGUCGAAAAAUGCUGAUGUUAGCCCAGAGGCACAAGAAUUAUACAGAGUGAUUGCUAAGCAAUUUAAGAAUAAUGAAGUCUCUUGGCAAGGUCUAAAUAUACAGAUAUUUAAUGAAGUCACCAUAACACCACCAUAUAGGGCGGAAAACGUUGUCUCAACAUCAAAUAAUAAAAGUUUAUGCAACUAUAUUAAGAAAAUGAUUGAAAAUUUUAUUAUUAACAGAGCAUCACCAGAUAGUAAUGAUAUGAGUACUUCGUCAGCAUCAUCGACUGCAUCUUCAUCAUUUACAUCAUGUAAUGCGGCAGCCGGAUCUCCAGUGCCCGCUAAUUCAUAAUAAUAUAGAACGUUUAAAAAAAAAGAAACAAAAAAAACAACACCAAGCAAGAACAAAACAAACAAAAAGAGUUUUAAUUAACUAACAUUAUGUUAGUUAAUUAAAAAAAAUUUAUUAAAUUUUAAUAAAAACUGCAAAAAAAUCAAAA
This is a messenger RNA of Calliphora vicina (urban bluebottle blowfly), 1598 nucleotides long. It is a transcript of the gene Lsm12a, whose product is annotated as LSM12 homolog a. NCBI's taxonomy places the organism in Eukaryota, Metazoa, Arthropoda, Insecta, Diptera, Calliphoridae. Gene Ontology annotation, molecular function: RNA binding. The record is from RefSeq and is a predicted model, not a curated record. Bases 812 to 1450 code for a protein of 212 amino acids. The transcript has 5 exons.